CCAGUCCUGACCAUAGUAGCUCUUGUUUGAAACACAAAAUUAACAUUAAUUUGAUACUAAAGUCAUGCAUCAGCAGUAUUUCUCGUUGAUUGUGCUAUCUCUUUGCUGUUUUCCACUCAUCCAUGCCUUCCUUAACAUGGCCGAUGUUGACUGCGGAAUGGCCAAACUUCGCAAAGCCAAGAUUGUCAACGGAGUAGACGCUGCGGAAGGAGAAUUUCCUUGGAUGGUCUCGUUAGUGGGUCUGCGCGGUGAGCGAUUCUGCGGCGGCGCCCUCAUCCAUAAGAAAUGGGUCCUGACUGCAGCCCAUUGCAUCACGAAAGAAGCUACGCAAUUUCAUGUGGGCGUGGCAGGUCUUGAUAUGAAGGCUCGUGAUGGAACGGCCCGGAAGGGCAUUCGAUUGUUGCGCGUUAAUCGAAUCGUCAAUCAUCCCACUUACGAUCCUGUGAAGAGCAAAGUGGCCGAUGACAUCGCCUUAAUUCAAUUAGAUCAAGAAGCCGAAUGGAACGACAUGGUUCAACCUACUUGUCUACCCAAUCCGGACAAGGAUUCUUACACUGGAAUGGUGGCCACGGUGGCCGGCUGGGGUUUAACCAACGAAAUCAAAAACGGUGGUCAAAGACCGAACGCCCUCCAGAAGGUUGACCUACCUAUAAUUGAGAAUAAAGUAUGCCAAGAGUGGUACAAAGAUGAGAAGAAGCCGCUGACCAUUGUCGACACGUCCAUGUGCGCCGGAUUCGAACAAGGCGGCAAAGAUGCUUGCCAGGGUGACAGUGGAGGCCCGUUGAUGAUUAAAAAGGAUGGACGCCAUCUACUCGUCGGUGUCGUUAGUGCCGGCGUCGGUUGUGCACGACCUCGACUGCCCGGCCUCUACACCCGCGUCAACAAAUAUCUCGAUUGGAUCUCAGAGUUGGUACGCGCAGUAUGAACUCAAAUUUUCCGUAAUGGUUUUCGUUUGUAUACAAUCUGUACAUAUAACUAUAUUUACGACUAAAUUAUGAACAGAGCCUUUCUUGUACAUUAAAAAAAAUAUUGAU
This is a messenger RNA of Daphnia magna, 1034 nucleotides long. Its product is annotated as trypsin-1-like. The record is from RefSeq and is a predicted model, not a curated record. Lineage: Eukaryota; Metazoa; Arthropoda; Branchiopoda; Diplostraca; Daphniidae. Gene Ontology annotation, biological process: proteolysis. Gene Ontology annotation, molecular function: serine-type endopeptidase activity. The transcript has 6 exons. Bases 65 to 925 code for a protein of 286 amino acids.